Messenger RNA from Scheffersomyces stipitis CBS 6054, 2006 nucleotides. RefSeq names its product Gyp5p (gene GYP5). The coding region runs from base 19 to 1944 and encodes 641 amino acids. NCBI's taxonomy places the organism in Eukaryota, Fungi, Ascomycota, Pichiomycetes, Serinales, Debaryomycetaceae. The transcript has 4 exons. The record is from RefSeq and is a predicted model, not a curated record.
UCUUAACCCUCCGCAGUCAUGUCCACCUCCAAUGAUGAGUUCGAAGAUGCCAACUCUCACAACCAAGCUAUCCCUGAGACUGUGACUGAAAAUGAUAAAAGUGACAAUUCACAGAAUCAGACAAGUGACAAUAAUGAAGAAAGUAACAACCAAGACGAGUCACUACAACAAGAAAGUGAUCCCUCACAACUGCACAAGCAAGAAGACGAUCCAUCAUCGCAGCAAAAGCAUGAAGACGACAAGCCGCCCGAAGAAGUUGUAGAGGAUACGUCUCCACCACUUUCUGGGCCCCCAUUACCAGACCGACUGGCAAUCAAAGACGCUCUUAAGCUUGGGCUGAAUAACAAAGAAAAUGUUGAAGGUUUGGACUUGAUGUCAUCUACAUACGACAAGCAGAGUUCAAACUACCUUCUCGAGUCCAAGUUCAACCAAAUAGAUCGCAGCUUCAGCGCCAAGGACUCCAAGUACAAGGAGUCGGUCAAUUCGGGUACAGACAACAUCAAAAAGACAUUCAACGACAUCAAGAACACCGUAGGCGGAUUCAGCGACAUGUUUGAAUACAAAAUCGACUGGGAUUUCUGGACGCAGAUCGUCAACGAUUACGGCGCUGUGAUCCACAACGACUCGAACAAGUUGAAUGAUUUGAUUUCGUCAGGUAUUCCGAAGGAGUUCCGUGGGAUUAUCUGGCAAUUGGUGCUGAAAUCGAAGAAUUUUCAAUUGGAGGAGUUCUACAUUCUGCUUAAGGCAGAGGCUUCUAUCCACGAGAAAUCGAUAAAACGCGACUUGUCCCGGACAAGUUUCUUCACGAACGUAGAGGCCGUAAAUAAGGGCGAAGAAUUGUUCAAUGUGAUUAAAGCCUAUUCACUAUACGAUCCUGAUGUAGGCUAUACUCAAGGGAUGAUCUUUAUAGCUGUUCCCUUGAUUAUGAACAUGAAUGAUGCGGAGUGUUUCUGUUUGCUCGUGACAUUGAUGAAGGAAUACCGACUUCGUGACCUCUUUUGCCCGGAAAUGAAGGGCUUGCAUUUACUUCUCUACGAGUUUGACCGUGUCUUGGAGAACUAUUCGCCCCUCUUGUACAAUCAUUUGGUCAAACAAGGCAUCAAGUCGUCCAUGUAUGCCACUCAAUGGUUUCUUACGUUUUUUGCCUACAAAUUUCCUUUGGAUAUUGUGUUGAGGAUCUACGAUAUAAUAAUCACUCAAGGUAUAGAGUCGAUAUUGAAGUUCGCUGUAAAUCUCAUGAUCAAGAACGAGGCCAAUUUACUAGCUCUCAAAUUCGACAAGUUACUCGAAUUCCUAAAGGAUAAGCUCUUCAACGUCUACAUAAACGACGACUUCAUCAAUUUCAACGGCGACUCUUAUGCGCUCAAAUCGCCAACAAGAAACUCUCUUACGGGAGCAGCCAAUAGCGGAACUUGCUACUACAAGUUGGAAGAGCUUGUGCACGAUGCAAUGAAGAUAAAUGUAGACCCCAUAGAGUUGGGCAAGUAUGCGAACGAGUUUGAGCAUAUUUACGAAGGUGAGAAAUCUAAAACAGACGACAUUAACAAGAUACGCAUUGAAAACGGCGAAUUGAGACACAAGAUAAAACAGUUGGAAACGAACUAUGCCAAUCUCAAUAGAGACCAUGUGGGAAUAGUGCAGAAGAUGGUAGACUUGAAAGUUACAUUGCCAGAGAUUCUUAACGAUAACGACGACUUGAAUAACGAAAUCGAACAAUUACGAACAGAUAUUGAAGAAUUAGAGUCAAAGAUAGCUGAAACGCCUCCAUCUUCUGCCAAUGAUAUUGAAAACAAUAUCCAAGAGCUAUUGGCUACUAAUGCUCAAGAAACAGAAAGAUUUGCCAAUUUGGAAGAUGAGUUCAACACACUUGUAGCGGAAGAGGCAGCUCUAGAUAAAGAGUUGAAGACGCAUGCCAAUUCCAAGUGGUUUGGAAGAUGGGGAUAGAGUAUUUAAAGCAUAAAUGUGGGCAUUGGACAGUACAGGUACGUUAAUAUACAAUGAGACAU